Acanthopagrus latus (yellowfin seabream) is the source of this 5450-nucleotide messenger RNA. RefSeq names its product RAN binding protein 10 (gene ranbp10). Gene Ontology annotation, cellular component: cytoplasm. Bases 149 to 1999 code for a protein of 616 amino acids. Lineage: Eukaryota; Metazoa; Chordata; Actinopteri; Spariformes; Sparidae. The transcript is spliced from 15 exons. Gene Ontology annotation, biological process: cell surface receptor signaling pathway; cytoskeleton organization. Gene Ontology annotation, molecular function: protein binding. The record is from RefSeq and is a predicted model, not a curated record.
AGUACAUUCUGCUGCUUAUCCGGGGAUGUCACACCACUGCUAUUUUCUCCCCUCAGUCCCUCUCACUCUCAGCCUACAGCUCCAGCGGACUGACACGGGGCUUUGGAUAGAAAGAAACGAACAAUAAGAUACAAAACAGAGGGCGAAAAUGGCAGAGCUUGGAGCGGGAAGUCUGCCGUUAGGGGAUCCUGCUUUUAAUUACCAGGAGCACGAGCUGAACGAGCGUCUGAAACGGCUUUACCCGGCUGUGAACGAGGAAGAGACCCCUUUACCCCGAUCCUGGAGCCCCAAGGAUAAAUACAGCUACAUUGGGCUGUCACAGAACAACCUGCGGGUCCAUUACAAAGGCCACGGUAAGAACCACAAGGAUGCAGCAUCAGUGAGAGCCACACACCCAAUCCCCGCUGCCUGCGGGAUCUACUACUUUGAAGUGAAGAUAGUCAGCAAAGGUCGCGAUGGGUACAUGGGCAUCGGCCUGUCUGCUCAGGGAGUCAACAUGAACAGACUGCCUGGAUGGGACAAGCACUCAUACGGUUACCAUGGAGAUGACGGCCACUCCUUCUGCUCCUCCGGGACCGGCCAACCGUACGGCCCAACAUUCACAACCGGGGACGUGAUUGGCUGCUGCGUUAACCUCAUCAACAACACUUGCUUUUACACCAAAAAUGGCAUCAGUUUAGGUGUAGCCUUCACAGACCUCCCUCCCAACCUGUACCCCACCGUGGGGCUUCAAACUCCAGGCGAGAUCGUAGACGCUAACUUCGGCCAGCAACCGUUUGUCUUCGACAUCGAGGACUACAUGAGUGAAUGGAGGGCCAAGAUUCACGGCAUGAUAGCUCGCUUCCCAAUAGGAGAGAGGCUGGGGGAGUGGCAGGCCGUCCUGCAGAAUAUGGUUUCCAGCUACCUGGUGCAUCAUGGGUACUGUGCCACCGCAACAGCCUUCGCCAGAGCCACAGAGACCAUGAUACAAGAGGACCAGACAUCUAUAAAGAACAGACAGAGAAUACAGAAGCUGGUGCUGGCAGGACGGGUGGGUGAAGCCAUAGAAGCUACUCAGCAGCUUUAUCCCGGCCUGUUAGACCACAACCCCAACCUACUAUUCAUGUUGAAGUGUCGUCAGUUCGUGGAGAUGGUGAACGGUACAGACAGUGAGGUUUGCUGCUUGACCAUUCGCUCGCCCAAGUCCCAGGACAGUUACCCCGGCUCACCCAGCCUCAGCCCCCGCCACGGAGCCAGCAACACACACCUGCACACUGGAGCAGACAGCCCGACCUGCAGUAACGGGGUGACUCCCACCAACAAGUCAAAGAGCCACAGUGGCGCCGGCAGCGGCAAAUACCCCAGCGUGUCCUCUUCAGCCUCCUCCUCCACCUCCUCCUCCCCUUCCUCCGUCAACUACUCCGAGUCCAACUCCUCUGACUCCACCAAGAGCCAGCCACACAGCGCCAACAGCAACCAGGAAACCAGUGACAGUGAGAUGGAGAUCGAGGCAGAGCACUAUACCAACGGUGUUGUUGAGGGCUCCUCUGCACGGAUCAUGAACGGCACAUACAAGCAUGAAGAGAUCCUCCAGCCGGACGACAACAGCAUCGGCAACGGGGUCACAGAUGACGGCUGUAGUAAUGGCAGACAGCUUUGCGGCGGGAACCAGGCAGCCACAGAGAGGAUGAUCCAGUUUGGGCGGGAGCUGCAGGCGCUCAAUGAACAGCUGUGCCGCGAGUAUGGCAAGAACGCCACACAUAAGAAGAUGUUACAGGAUGCAUUCAGCCUGCUAGCAUACUCAGACCCGUGGAACUGCCCCGUGGGCCAGCAGUUAGACCCUACGCAGAGAGAAUCACUCUGCUCCGCACUCAACAGCGCCAUACUGGAGUCACAGAAUCUGCCUAAGCAGCCUCCGCUGAUGUUAGCGCUCGGCCAGGCCACAGAGUGUGUUCAGCUCAUGGCCCGAGUCCGAUCUGGUUCCUGCUCCUUUGCCAGAGUUGACAACUUUUUGCACUAGCCCAGGUCCAGGUUAAUGUUAAGUAGCACUGAGAGAAGGCAUGUCCAGCAGGUAGUUGUCAUGGCGACGGAGGAAAGCGCAUGCGUGUGAUUGGUGUGUUUGGCUGUCCCGUCAGACCGAGCCAGCGGCACAGACAGAGGAGCGGAGGAGAGCGCGAGAGAAGAAAGCUUCCUUUUAAUUUAGUAUUAUCAAAUAAAGAAAUGUGUGACACUAUUUAAAGAUAAUUAAUUAUUAUUCUGUUUAUCUAGCCAUUUUUAUAGUUUUUUUUGUUUUUUUUGUUUUUUUUUUUGUCAGUUUGAUGUGCUCAUCCCGGACAGAACAAAUCGUAACUCCCCUUUUUUAUUUUUUCUUCUGUUGUAAUGGGUGGAUUUUGAUUCCCUACGAUCAGUAUCUUACUCACAUUGUUGUUGUUGUUCACCAUAUCACCGACCACAAAACCAACCUCUGGUUACCACAGUGACCCUCCCACAGCCAUGGGUAAACUUUACCUAACCUGAGGUUUCUUUACGUCAUCUUUAGUAAGAAAAAGGAGAUUUAUCCUCACAAAACACCCACUGGCAAGUUGGUCUAUGUCUUGAAAUACAUUCAGGAGGGCGAGCAGACCUCAGCAUAUAGAACACCUCUGAUUGUGAGAAGUGGCUCAUUAGCUGUGGUAACGUUUAAUACCAUACAGUAAUGAACAAACGUAAGAAUGUAGUGCCCUGUGUCACAGAUUGAGUUAACAAAUUAGAAGCCAAAGAAUAGGACACAUGCUGAAAGAAAAACCUCACCCAAGUAAAAAAAAAAAAACACAAUUGAAGGGCCCCUGAAGAGACACACACUGCCAGUAACAAGAUAGAGGAGGCGAUGCAUGAGGACUCAAUUGGUUUAUCAGAGGUGUUGGAGCCUUAAUUUUACUGUAGCAACCACGGUAUUGACCAAUCAGUGUUGUGAAGGUGGGAGAGCUCAGCCGCAGCUGACGCUACGACACCCGCUCUUGGGACCCAGCCUAACACUAUUAUCAUGGCCACCCUUGAUGCCAGCAUUGGGCAGACUAACAAGCACAGCGUGUGUCAAGUCACCCUUGGGGAUGUCAUUACUGGGGUCUUUUUUUUAACAUGGUCCACAACCUGUCCUGCCCUGUGCUUGUGCAAAUAAAGUCUCAAAUUAAGAGGUGAAAUCAAGUGCCAGGGAGGAGACUGUUUUUCAUUUGAGGGUGCAUUUUGUGAUAAUUAAAUUACAGUUUUUCCAUUUUGGGCAUUCCCCUUUCAAGUUGUGACAACAAGUUGCAUAUGAUUUGAGAUGACUAUGUGCUGCCCGUAAAUUGGACAAGAGGAAAUCGGUGCAGUGUAUGUGAUAUGCUGUGUUGGGGUUUUUACUUUGAUAUCAUAAUGUUGUUCCAGGACCGUCAUUGCAAGUUGACCAAUCACACUUUAGUGAUGUCAUAGCUUUGCAACUUCUGUUGGUGUUGUUUCUGGAUCAUCACAAUAAAUGAGCUCUGAGAUCUGUCAAGGCCGCAUUUUGCGCAAGCCGUCGUGGCUUCAUGGGUUGUGUACAGGACCCUCCCUCAGGAGACUGGGGUUUGUAUACUGCUUGGAAAAAAUGUAUUAAACUGUUCAAAAUUAUUUUAUUGUAUUAUAAAAUUAUUUUAACACUUACUUUGCCUAUUAUUUUUCCAUUUCUUUUAGUAUUUUUCCUGUUACUGUUUGAAUAGGAUUCGACAACAAAGAUACUCCAUAUUUUUGGCAAGAUAUUUACCUAGGAAGGUUGAAGCAGCAAAACUGCAUAGUUAGGUUUAGGCAACAAAAUGACCUGUUAAGGUUUAGGCAAUAAGACUGUCUGGUAAAGUUUUGGCAACAAAAAUAUCCGGUAUUUUUGGCAACAUAAUGACCCCAGUUAGGUUUAAGCAACUUGUUAGCCAACAAAAAUACCUAAUGGUAUGUACACCGACAAUGUAUAUAACGAUACGUUGUAAAAGACUGAUAUGUCAUAUCAUGUUUGAUGCCACAGGUAAAGAUGCAAUGCAAUGGCAUUGAAGGCAUAACAUUUCAGAUUUUUAAUAAAAGUUGAAUAUGACAAGGCCAGAUCAUUUUACUUGUGAGGAUACAGAGAUAGCACUGGGUGCCUUUGUGGCUUCUGUACAGGAAAGCAAGAGAACGCAGCUGGCACCGGUCUAUCAAUUGCGCAAAACCCUUUCAAAUGUUAUGAAUUAAUACGUGUAUUUUUAUCAGUCAUUUUGACAACACUGAAAUGGUCCCUUCGGAAAACGUGUUACAAAGCUGUGACAUCACAAUAACCUGAUAGGUCAGUGGUGGUCCUUGAGCAACAUUAAUUAUGAUGUUUUAGGAACUAAACAUGCAGCCCCAAACCUCACCUUUGUUUCAGAGUGUUUCUCAGCCUGUACGAUAACUUGCAGUGAUGGAAAGGAAGAGUCUUUAUAUUGUUCAGGUUUGCUGCUGGCUACCAUCAGAUAUACAAAGUAGACCCCUUUUUCCCCCUUUUAUUGAGACAAAUCUGUAGCAACAGAAAUCUGCCAAUUCAAGUAGCCAGCAGUGUGCAAGCAUUGGAUAACGAACAAAAAAAGACAUUAUGACAUGAGUAAAUCGACCUAUUUCCAUCACCAUUGCGUCACCAUUGGAUUUCAAUUACACUUGUUUUGUUCCGUCCCUUUGCUUUAUCUCAAACAGUGUAAUUUUUUUUUGUAUGUACACUUGUUUUCUACCCAGUAGCACUGACUGAAUAUUGUCUGACUCGUGUGAAGCUGUCACUCUGGCUGCUUUGUUGUAACCUGGCUAAUGGCUUGUGGAUCCACCCUGAAGUGUAUAUUUCCAUUUAUAAGAGCAUCUAUGGUAGAGACCUAUGGAAUAAUGUAAUACUGGAGAUGUGUGUAUGCACUGGGGUUUACUACAGGGUAUGUGGUCACAUUUUUUACAGAGCUGGUUUUUAUAAAGACCUUCUGCUAUAAUGGAAACUAUUCUAAUAACACGUACAGUACCUUCUCAAAACAUCUGCUUCUACAGCUUCAAAGGACUUCUGUUACACACACUUCGACAUGAAAGAACAACCUCUGUUGCAUACCUGUAGGGAACGAGUCUCCCAGCUAUCCUUUGUGUUUGAGCCUGGGCUGCGUCUCAGCACUGUUACCACGCACCCUUCCUCUUAUCCCUGCAUAGACAUAGCCACUGAUGUGAUCAGUGAUUGUUUUAAUGAAAGGAGGGAUGUGAACAGUUUUUGGAAACGGGCCUGAGGCCUCUGAAGCCACAUGGACUUCUUUGAGAAGAGGCCAGAGAAAUGGAUUCGGGCGUCGCUGUGCACAAUUGACUUCUAUCAUAAUUUUAAUUUCAUAUUUUGACUUUUGAGUUUUAGCAAAAAACAAAAAAAACAAAAAAAAAAAAACAUGGAAAAAAAAAUUGUGAAUUGAGUUACCCUCUACUUAGCAUGACUUUUAAAACCUUUAAAAUGAUAUAAAAAA